Kockovaella imperatae is the source of this 2273-nucleotide messenger RNA. RefSeq lists its product as hypothetical. The transcript is spliced from 6 exons. The coding region runs from base 130 to 2052 and encodes 640 amino acids. The record is from RefSeq and is a predicted model, not a curated record. NCBI's taxonomy places the organism in Eukaryota, Fungi, Basidiomycota, Tremellomycetes, Tremellales, Cuniculitremaceae.
ACCUGUAAGGUAAUAAAACCCAGAGCACAAUGUCAGAUUGGUCCUAACGCUAUACUUUGGCAUGAUAGUUCAAUUGCAGUGUGUAGAGCGAGGGAAUUGCAUACUCUCUCGCUCUUCCAACUUGUACGGAUGGCGAUGAGCAGCGAUCAACCAGAUUGGCAUCAAGCUGGUGGUCUCGAUGAAGCAGCAGUCUACAUGGCUUUCGAGGCGAGUCAACCCGCCUGGCCCUCCUAUAAUCAGGUACAAGCUGCUCCUUUCAUGACUGGACAACCUCUGUCAACAGCCGUCUCUAUACCCAAACAUCCUGCCCCUGCCUACUGGCAUCACGGUCCGUCGGAUAUUGGCGGAAGCUCGGCGCAUUUCGAACAAGCACAUCCAUUUCAGCCGCCGCUAGUGGCCAAUGCUCCUAGGCCAGCCGUGUUCAGGUUGACGCUUGGGGAAUAUUUUCAAGCUCUUCACCGACAUCAGCAUGGUCUCGGGCCUUUAGAAGGUCCCAUCGCUUUCCGUCCGGAGCGCAUACAGUUACACAAAAAGGCUGUCCGCGCCAACGCCCUCGAGAGACAAGCCCAGGAGACGGCAUGGCGAGAAUGGCUGACAGGAAAGUUGAACUUGCCCGGAACUGUCAGCGAGUCAGCUCUGCGCCAUACACGAACGUCGAAAAAUCUAGCAUUGAUAGCCAAAUUACCGGGCGAAGCUCCUCAUUUGGCUUCUCCCGCACAAGAUACACCUUAUCAUGAUGAUCCCCCGGUACAAUUGUUAGCACUGGACUGGGACCUGGAGAGAGACAACCCAGAAAUGGUCAUGGAGAAAACGUUCACCCCAAUCGACGCUAUCCUAUCCUUCAGCAAACGGCCCGCCGUAUCUGGAGCAAAUGGGCGGGUGGUCAUCGAAUCGUCUUCAUCUGUGCGAGGCAGCAUGCACAGGAUUGUAAUCCUAAUCACACAACCUAGAGACGGAUCAUUGCCCAUCUGCUCUUCGCAUUUUGCGGUCAUUGGAUUUCGUGAUCUUCCAGGCGUCGUGCGAGAUCGUGCGAAUCAAAUGUUCCUUUUGCAGGAUGCAGAGCCUCUGGACGAUGCACUUCAAGAGUUUGAGCAAGAGAACAUUUGUCAUUCGGACAAACUGUUCAACGACAAUCUCGCUGCAGGAUACGCAUUCUGCUGGAACAGUCGUUCGAAAGACACCUUUUACCGAUCGAUGCCGGCCCUGCGACAGCGACUACCGGUGGAGAGACAAUACUGCCCUGAAUGCUUCGCUCGAGAAGAUGCCACAUUAUUGGUGCCGCCAUUCGAGAGACUUGGACACGAAAGGCUUUGGACAGACUUCUGGGGAGUCCGCAUGGCCCAGGCACUGGCCGCGGUGCAUUCGGCCAAUGGUGUAGCAGAGCCCAAAAUUCCAAUGGGUCCGGGGAUAACCCAGAUGGUCGAGGAUGACAUUAAUUUUCGAGCCACGCACGCGAUAGAUGCCCUCGAUGCUGGUCUAUUGCUGCCUCUGGAUCGUCAACUCCUCAAUACUCUUAUUGUUCAGCUUAAUCAGCGAAUAUAUCACGAGAAGAUGCUAUUAGCGAGCGGUCCAAGCUCUGUGCACUUCAAUUCCCUGUGGAAUGUCGAGGCGAGCGAUAGCGUCGUCAUUAGACGAGACAACAUUCACCUGCUGAAUGCCCGACUGCACAACUGUCGACGGUCCGAAGCCCUGGAUCCGAUGGAGAACCUGGCCCGGUACGUCUACCUCUCUAGAGUCGUCUUCAACUUCAAAGACGUCUUUCGACAGAAGAUCGAGGGUCCCUGGCUCUUAGACACCUACUUUACCACGCUGGGCUUCACUCCGCAAGCUAGAAAGGUUUCCACGGAAAGGUUUUGGCUAUGGCUCGAUUUGGAGCACAUACUGUACUUUUACUACUUCCUCCGAUAUGCCCAAGACCCUGUGCCAUUACGAUCGUUCAAAGGCACGCUGGUCUGCCUCACGGAGCUGGAGUCGAUUACCAGGACACCUUUCCCGAUACAAGUCUUGAGUACGCCCAUUUUGGACAAACUUCAGGCAAUGCAUCCCAAAUAGAUAUCGUGUCCCAUACAUUGUGCGCAACCGCAGACCUAAUGGUUUCUACCAAGUCACUACAUCAUAUCACCCACAGUUGCAUUCCGUCGGCGCGUCGGCGUCGAUUAUUCAUUGCCGCACUGCAGAGCAGCGAGUCACAAAAUUCCAAAUGGUCAAUGAGUAACAGACCUAGCGGAAUUGAUCAGACAACUAUUCGUACAGUACCCACAAAGAACGCGUGG